This is a messenger RNA of Paramecium tetraurelia, 1101 nucleotides long. RefSeq lists its product as uncharacterized. The transcript has 3 exons. Lineage: Eukaryota; Ciliophora; Oligohymenophorea; Peniculida; Parameciidae. The record is from RefSeq and is a predicted model, not a curated record. Gene Ontology annotation, molecular function: hydrolase activity, hydrolyzing N-glycosyl compounds.
AUGGCAGAACAAUCAAAAUUCACACAUCCCUUCCCUAAAUUGCUAUUUGAUGACAGUCACAUUCAAUUUAAAAAAUACUCGAAAUAUAUUAUAGAUACAGAUGCUGGAUCUGAUGAUGCUCAUGCAAUUCUCAUUGCCUCUUACAUUCUUAAAUAUAUUAGAACGGAUGCAGAAUUGAUUGGAAUUACAGCAGUGGCAGGUAAUGCUGCACUUGAAAAUGUGAUAAAAAAUGUGUAUAUUACAACUAGAAUUGGACAUUUUGGCGAUAAUCCUCCUAAAAUAUACAAGGGAUGCAGAACAGAUACAUUGAGGAGGUUUUACAGAGAUAAUUACUUUUUGGAAGAUGGAUUAGGCGGAUAACAAUAGAGAUUAUUAACUGAAUUAGGAUUGUAAGAUAAACCAUUGGAAUAUUUCCAUGAAAAACAACAUGCUUGUGAUUUCAUAAAAGAUUCAGUUUACAAAUACGGAGAGGACUUAUGUAUAAUUUGUAUUGGUCCAAUGACUAACAUUUAUUUAACACUGUAAAUGUAUCCAGACAUUGUCGAUAAGCUUGGAUGUUUAUUUGCCAUGGGAGGAACAUAUAUGGGAGUAGGCAAUGCAGCAAAUUCAGUAGCGGAGUUUAAUGUGCAAACUGAUGUUGAAGCAACAGCAGCAGUGGCUAUGGCAAAGUUUAAAUAAAAGAUCUUAUUGCCAUUUGAUGUCGUUUUAGCUUACACUUUAGAUAAACAGAAUGGCAAAGUCAUCUUUGAGAAUGGAGCUAAUACAAAGAAAUCUCAAUUUGUUGAAAGCACCUUCAAAGCUGUUAGUCAUGAUGGAAAUUACAUUCUUUGUGAUGAAUUGGCUGUAAUGGUAGCAUUAGUGCCAAGUUUGAUAAUUUAUUCUUUAUAAAAGAAUAUAUCUAUUGUGUCUGAUGGACAGGCAAGAGGAUAAGUUAUCAUUGAUUGGUUGACAUUGAUGAGAGGAAAUCAAAAGUCAAUCGUCAGCAUUCUAACAGCUUUUGAAUGGGAUUCUGUUAUUGAGAUAGCCACUAAGGCUAAUUUGGAUCAAUAAUGACAUAUAAAGAUCAAAUAUUAAUUUAAGAAUUAAAAUUCAUAACUCGAA